AUGUCGGCAGAGAUCGUCAAGCGUCUCAGUGCCAUCUGUGCUCAGAUCAUCCCUUUCCUCUCUCAGGAGCACCAACAACAGGUGGUCCAAGCAGUGGAGAGGGCCAAACAGGUCACCAUGGCAGAACUAAAUGCCAUUAUUGGGCAGCAGCAGCUCCAGCACCUGUCUCACCACGCCCCCGGCAUUCCCCUGACGCCACACCCAUCAGGCUUGUCCCUGGGUGCAGGGAGCUCUGGGCUUUUGGCAUUGACUGGAGCCCUAGGGGUGUCUGCUCACCUUGCUUCUAAAGAUGAGCGAAAUCAUCUUGAUCAAGAACAUCUCAGAGAGGGGGCCCCCAGUAGGAGUAAGUCGGUCUCAUCAACAGACAGCCAGCCCACUGAGGAGCACCAAGGACCAUCAGGAGGAUAUUCAGCCUUGCAGGGUGGAGCUGAAGCAAAGAGGAGACGCUGUGAUGACAAAGAUCCUAUCCCUCCACACUCCUAUGACAGUGAUGGAGACAAAAGUGAGGACAAUCUUGUGGUGGACGUCUCCAAUGAGGAGCCUAACUCUCCCACCGGCAGCCCGUCUCAUUCCCCUCAUGGGAACGGGCUGGACCGGGCCCCGACCCUGAGGAAAGAGCUGCCUGGUUCCUCGAGCACAGGUGAGGCACCUUCCACGCCAAACCCACGCAGCCCUACCCCAGGGAAGGCCAAGGACCCUGCCCAGAUGGAUAAAUCCCAGUCUCCACUGUCUAAGUCUGGCACCCCGUCCCCAUCCCACCGUGAGGCCCUUACCCCAGGAUCAACAGGAGCCCCUGGAGCUCCAGGCCCCAGCACCUCCUGCCUUCGCCUUGUCAGCAAAGCAGCAACAAGUGCUGACCCAUUAGCUCUCCGCAGUCCCAUGUCUGUGCCCCCUGGUUCAUACCCGGCUCAUUUUGGCGUGGUGUCCCACGCAGGGCUGAACGGGGAGCUGGCCAGCCCCGGGGGAUUUGGAGGAGCUCUGACGCUCUCUCCGCAGAUCAGCGCCGCUGCCGGUGCCUACUCCCGUAGCCCCAUGGUGGCAUUUGACUCUCGGUCUCACUUAAGAACACAGGGGCUGUCCUCCUCCCUUCCUGGCUCCUCUGGUGGCAAACCAGCCUACUCCUUUCAUGUCAGCGCAGACGGCCAGAUGCAGCCGGUGCCGUUCCCCCCUGAUGCCCUCCUGGGCCCGGGGAUCCCACGUCAUGCCCGUCAGAUCCACACACUGAGCCACGGAGAGGUAGUGUGCGCCGUCACAAUCAGCACCUCCACUCGUCACGUCUACACAGGAGGAAAGGGCUGCGUCAAGGUGUGGGACAUCAGCCAGCAGGGAAGCAAGAGCCCCAUGGCCCAGCUGGACUGUUUGAACAGGGAUAACUACAUCCGUUCCUGUAAAAUCCUCCCCGAUGGUCGAACCCUGAUCGUUGGAGGCGAGGCCAGCACUCUGUCCAUCUGGGAUUUGGCCACACCGACUCCACGCAUCAAGGCGGAGCUGACGUCGUCUGCUCCAGCCUGCUACGCCCUGGCCAUUUCACCGGACAAUAAGGUCUGCUUCUCCUGCUGCAGCGACGGCAACAUUGUCGUCUGGGACCUGCACAACCAGACCCUGGUCAGGCAGUUCCAGGGCCACACAGACGGAGCAAGCUGCAUCGACAUCUCCAAUGAUGGCACCAAGCUCUGGACAGGAGGUCUGGACAACACGGUCCGCUGCUGGGACCUCAGAGAGGGCCGGCAGCUGCAGCAGCAUGACUUCACCUCACAGAUCUUUUCUCUGGGCUACUGCCCCACAGGCGAGUGGCUGGCUGUAGGGAUGGAGAGCAGCAACGUGGAAGUCCUGCAUGUCUCCAAACCCGACAAGUACCAGCUGCACCUCCAUGAGAGCUGCGUCCUCUCCCUCAAGUUUGCAUACUGUGGAAAGUGGUUCGUCAGCACAGGCAAAGACAAUCUGUUGAAUGCAUGGAGGACACCAUAUGGAGCAAGCAUUUUCCAGUCCAAGGAGUCGUCGUCUGUGCUGAGCUGCGACGUCUCCCCAGACGACAAAUACAUAGUGACGGGCUCUGGGGACAAGAAGGCCACUGUGUACGAAGUUGUGUAUUAAUGAAUAGGAGGACAGAGGAGAAAAAA
Messenger RNA from Cyprinodon tularosa, 2120 nucleotides. RefSeq names its product TLE family member 2, transcriptional corepressor b (gene tle2b). Lineage: Eukaryota; Metazoa; Chordata; Actinopteri; Cyprinodontiformes; Cyprinodontidae. Gene Ontology annotation, cellular component: transcription regulator complex; nucleus. Bases 1 to 2094 code for a protein of 697 amino acids. The record is from RefSeq and is a predicted model, not a curated record. Gene Ontology annotation, molecular function: protein binding; transcription corepressor activity. Gene Ontology annotation, biological process: negative regulation of canonical Wnt signaling pathway; regulation of DNA-templated transcription. The transcript has 17 exons.